This is a messenger RNA of Racocetra persica, 235 nucleotides long. The record is from the annotation of a GenBank genome assembly. NCBI's taxonomy places the organism in Eukaryota, Fungi, Glomeromycota, Glomeromycetes, Diversisporales, Gigasporaceae.
UUAUAUGCGAAAAAAUGGGUAUGGCGGUUGUAGAACAGUAUGGAGUAAUACCUUGAAAUUUCCUGCUUUUUUAAAAAUUAAAAAAUCGAAAAAAAUAGAAUGGGAUACUCUUUCUGGUGCUAUUGUAGAUGAUGUAUUAGUUGUGUUCUGGAUGGAUAAUGGUCCCGUGAAUAUGUUAACAACCAUACAUGAAAUUUUAGGUGAAGAAUGUCGAAUAGAAAGAGAAAAGCGAUGA